AUGAGCUCAUGGUCCAACUUUUUCGGAAGGCGGCAAUAUGAGCUGCUUCCCACGACAAAUGACCCGCCUCAAAACCUUCCUGGAACUUAUCCGGCGGAAGAAAGCACGGAUGCAUCACCAAGUUCCCCUUCAAUUGGAAAUCGCAUAGCCAAGUGGUUGAUCUUCUUGUUCAUUGCACCCAUCACAGUUGCAGCAGUGGUCACCCUUUCAAUUCUUUCCAAGUUCUUUUCCUUCCUAUAUUUGGAUGACAGCGAAGCUCAGCGACGCAGAUCCGCAUCGGAGACAGCGACAACUAGCUGUAAUGCCCUAAUGAAUGACCCUAUCAGCAAGGUUGAAAGGUUUGUCAGGGCUCUAGAGGAGAAUUUGCUGCCGGAACAGCUAUACUCUUCAAAUAAUCCUGACCGCAAUGUGGCUGCCUUGCCUCCUUUUUUCCAAGGCAGCUACACUCAAGCACUUUACAUGGCAAUCAAUCGAGGCAAAUUCUUGUAUGUCUAUUUGACGAACCCAAGCAAUGAGAGCUCGAGCUCCAUCUUCGAUCAUGUUGUCACCAACCCAAAGUUUAUCUCCAUUUUCACCUCAGAGAAUAGAAAUAACCAAAACAUAAUAUGGGGCGGAGACCUCACAAACCUGGAAGCAUAUCAAUUGGCUAACAGUUUAAAUGUCACUAAAUUUCCAUUUUUGGGCGUUCUUUGCCUUACAAGGACGUCUACGAUGACACCACAGGGUCCUUCAAAAACUCCACCUAAGAUAUCUUUGAUCCUGAAGAUCCAAGGAGGUAUAGGUGAAGGUGACCCAGACAAGCUAAUUCAAAGCAAAUUCAUCAAGCGUGCUCUCAAGUACGAACCCGAACUAGCGCUCAUUAGAGCUGAACUAAAAGAUAAAUACAUGUCUGAAAUGGUACGGAAACAACAGAAUGCAGACUACCAACAGUCACUCCUCAAGGAUAGACAAAAGAAGGCUCAAAAGGCUCAGAAAAGACUUGCAGCUGACUACCUUCGUUGGAAGCAAUCUCACAUUCUUGGGCUUAGACUGCAGCAGGAUGUUCGAGAAGGGAAAGCCAGAAUCGCAAUUAAGAUGGCCGGUGGAAACCGUGAGACAUUCUACUUCCCGGAAGACUCGCCCAUUGAGGAUAUCUUUUUAUUCGUUGAGCUACAUCAGAAAAGCCUUUUGGAAGAGGAGUCGAACUUCACCCUUUCACAAGUCGAAGCAGAGGAGAAGUUCCGGGAUUUCUCAUAUCCUUACCAAUUCCGCCUCGUUUCUCCAGUUCCACCUUUGCCUCUGCUUAGUGACUACGACAAGAGCACGCCAGUAAAGGACGUUGGAUUCAUCUACCCCAGCGGCCUUCUCAUGGUUGAGAGGCUCUGA
Messenger RNA from Candidozyma pseudohaemuli, 1365 nucleotides. RefSeq lists its product as uncharacterized. Bases 1 to 1365 code for a protein of 454 amino acids. NCBI's taxonomy places the organism in Eukaryota, Fungi, Ascomycota, Pichiomycetes, Serinales, Metschnikowiaceae. The record is from RefSeq and is a predicted model, not a curated record. Gene Ontology annotation, cellular component: endoplasmic reticulum. The transcript has a single exon. Gene Ontology annotation, molecular function: ubiquitin binding.